Messenger RNA from Ixodes scapularis (black-legged tick), 1557 nucleotides. RefSeq names its product cyclin-dependent-like kinase 5 (gene Cdk5). Gene Ontology annotation, biological process: protein phosphorylation; axonogenesis; neuron apoptotic process. Lineage: Eukaryota; Metazoa; Arthropoda; Arachnida; Ixodida; Ixodidae. The transcript has 11 exons. The record is from RefSeq and is a predicted model, not a curated record. The coding region runs from base 78 to 968 and encodes 296 amino acids. Gene Ontology annotation, cellular component: cytoplasm; nucleus. Gene Ontology annotation, molecular function: ATP binding; cyclin-dependent protein serine/threonine kinase activity.
CAAACGUGUCGACGGAGAGAAGGAAAAGGCCGCCUGCAGGCUGCUCUCUGAUUGUUGUGGUCGGUGCUAUCGUUGUCAUGCAAAAGUAUGAAAAACUCGAAAAAAUCGGCGAAGGCACUUAUGGCACUGUCUUCAAGGCUAAGAACCGAGAGACCCAGGAGAUCGUGGCGCUCAAGCGUGUACGACUCGACGACGAUGAUGAGGGUGUUCCAAGCUCUGCGCUCCGAGAAAUCUGUCUCCUGAAGGAGUUGAAACACAAAAACAUUGUCAGGUUACAUGACGUGCUUCACAGUGAGAAGAAGUUGACUCUUGUGUUUGAACACUGCGACCAAGAUCUGAAGAAAUACUUUGACAGCCUCAACGGAGAAAUCGACCUCGAAGUUGUAAAAUCGUUCAUGUUCCAGCUGCUGCGUGGGCUGGCAUUCUGCCACAGCAAUAACAUCCUGCACCGGGAUCUGAAGCCACAGAACUUGCUCAUAAACAAGAAUGGAGAGCUGAAGCUGGCAGAUUUUGGCUUGGCAAGGGCGUUUGGGAUUCCAGUCAGGUGCUACUCAGCCGAGGUUGUGACGUUAUGGUACCGACCCCCCGACGUCCUGUUUGGGGCCAAGCUGUACACCACAUCCAUAGACAUGUGGUCUGCCGGAUGCAUAUUUGCAGAACUAGCCAAUGCGGGGAGGCCACUGUUUCCUGGAAGUGACGUGGACGACCAACUGAAGCGGAUAUUCAAGCUUCUCGGGACGCCAACGGAAGACACGUGGUCCGGCAUGACGCAGCUGCCCGACUACAAGCCUUUUCCCAUGUACCACCCAACCACGAGCUUUGCCCAGGUUGUGCCCAAGCUCAGCUGCAAAGGAAGAGAUCUUCUCCAGAAACUUCUAGUCUGCAAUCCGGCCAUCCGAGUGUCUGCGGACGAAGCCAUGCAGCAUCCAUACUUCAGUGACCUCCCAACGUCCAUUAGAAAUGGGUGAUUCUGUUUUCGGAGGUUUCUAGUCACCUUUACUGUUAAACUUCAAUUCAGUGUUUUAAAAUGUUUACUUUCAUUCUAUCUUUUUUUUUUUUAUUUGAGAGGCUCUACAGUUUGCUUUAACAAUGCUUUUCUUGUACACAUAAAAAAAAAAGAUGAUGAUUUAUAGUUACUUUUUUUCUGAAUGGAAAAAAGGGUUUAUAUUUUAGGGAAUUGAGAACAUUUUCUGGAAAAUGACCAAGAUAUUUUUUUUUCUGUUGCUUCUAUGUUUGUGACACUCGGGAACUCCUAGAUGUUAUACAAGUAUUUUGAUAGACCAAAUAGUUCAUGGAAAAAUAAAAGUUUUUGUAACACUUUCUAAAAUUUUGAGGGGUUUUAGUCAGGGCUAUUGAAAUCAAGGAUGGCUGAGCUGAGAGAUAAAUGUGCUCUUACAAUUCGUUGAACUUCUGUACCACGUAGGGGACCGGACAAAGGCGUGCAUGCCAUUUUGAGGUCUUCUCUAAAUAAUAGCCAAAUGUAGGUGCCCUGGAACUGCAAAAUAUUUAAAAAUAGCUUUGUUUAUUCUCGCUUAUAAUAAAAGAUUCACUUCAGAA